Doryrhamphus excisus (bluestripe pipefish) is the source of this 8247-nucleotide messenger RNA. The record is from RefSeq and is a predicted model, not a curated record. NCBI's taxonomy places the organism in Eukaryota, Metazoa, Chordata, Actinopteri, Syngnathiformes, Syngnathidae.
CUAACGCUGACUUUAUUUUUUUUUUGGUUGACAGCGUCGAUCUGUUUGUCAAUCUAGCACUUGUUAAUAUUUCAUAUACCGCGCUUGUAACUGUGCAUUCACGCCGAUAAAAAUGACAUUAACGGUUUUAAAUACAUAUAUUCAUUUCAAAGUGCAUGACACACUUUUGUCAUUCAUGUCGACGUUUGUUAAGUUGCUGCUUGCUCACAUCUGACGUGACUGUUAGCUUCAUGCUAACUAGCCCAGCACCGAGCUGGGCGGAUUUGUUGGGGGGUUAAAAAAGUGAAAGUCUUCUCUCUUUUGGGAAAAAAAAUCAACUUACUUUGUUACAUCGUUGCUUCGAAAGAGACGCAAACGUUGCUGUUUUCCAAGGUGAUGCUCCUUUAAGCACCGAUGGCAGUUCCAGGUGUCCCUUCUCCUUCGUCUGCUCCUCACUUGGACCACCGUGGCGCUCCGCAAUCGUGCAGGAAGCUGAAGUGAUCCUCCUCCAAGGGUUUUAGCUUCCUCAAGGACGUUUAUGGAGCCACAAUUGCGACAGAUUGUAUGUCUUUCCAACUUGGUUUCCCAUCCUGGACAGCAUGGAUGCUCUGUUUGAAUCCGGCUGACUGUCUCUCACCUCCUUUCCAAAGAGGGAGGGCGGGGGUCUGGUGCAGCGCCCCCUGCCCUUCCUUCCUUUUAGGGCGCCUUCAUAAGGUAUUCCUUUCAGCAUUCCGUUUUCAUGAAAUCCUGCCAGAGCCUCAAGGAGGAGGUUUCCGUCCCUUGCCUGGGCGGGAUGUCACAGGAGGAGGGACGCAGCAGGGCGCAGGUGUCCCAGUCCUACUAUAACCCCGCCAACCCCGACGGGGACCCGACGGGCAAACUGUACAAGCGGGAAGGAGGCGGCAAGCCUUACUCCGUGUUAGUGGACAACAAAAUGGCCACCAAGACGUCAGCGGAUGAGCUCGGCGUCGGCGCUCAGCAGCAGUAUUUCCGAGAGGGCGGGGCGGGGCAGGAAGUGCACACGCAGGGAUCGCAGGAGGCCACCUCAGAGGAGACGGAGGACGACGACGACGAGGAAGAGGACGGCGAGGAGGGCGGAGAAGAGGGAGGAGGGUUCAAGCGCGAGCAGAUCAUCGUGGAGGUCAACCUCAACAAUCAGACCCUCCAUGUCUCCAAAGGGGACAACAAAGGUGGGGGUGCAGGGGAUGACUCUGAGAGAGCCGGCAGUGAAGAUGAUGACGACGACGACGAAGAGGACGACGACGACGAAGAGGACAGUCCCGAUGAGGAGGACGAGGAUGAAGACGACGAGGAAGAGGAGAUCGAAAGUCGAAGAACCAGGUCCAAACGGGUCCACCGAGGUGGCCCCGCUUUCGGUCAGCCACAGAGGAAAAGCCUCCGCACGGCUCUGAGCUCGCCAUCCCCCGGGAUGACCACCAGGGGGCGCCGUAAGCACGCAGAGGCGCCGAAGAGCCAACGGAGAUCAGCCAGGUCGGCGCCGCCAUCGUCCGCCGGCGCCCCGGCGGGGGCCAAAGCCGAAACGGAGGAGAAGGAGAUGCUGGCGUGCGAGAAGUGCCCGCGGGUCUUCAACACACGGUGGUACCUGGAGAAGCACAUGAACGUCACGCACAGGAGGAUGCAGAUCUGCGACAAGUGCGGCAAGAAGUUUGUCCUGGAGAGCGAGCUGGCCUUGCACCAGCAGACCGACUGCGAGAAGAACAUCCAGUGUGUUUCCUGCAACAAAUCCUUCAAGAAGCUGUGGUCGCUGCACGAACACAUCAAGAUCGUGCACGGCUACGCGGAGAAAAAGUUCUCGUGUGAAAUCUGUGAGAAGAAGUUCUACACCAUGGCUCACGUCCGCAAGCACAUGGUUGCUCACACCAAGGACAUGCCGUUCACCUGCGAGACCUGCGGCAAGUCCUUUAAACGCAGCAUGUCCCUCAAAGUCCACUCGCUCCAGCAUUCGGGGGAGAAGCCCUUCCGCUGCGAGAACUGUGACGAGCGGUUCCAAUACAAGUACCAGCUGCGUUCCCACAUGAGCAUUCACAUCGGACACAAGCAGUUCAUGUGCCAGUGGUGCGGCAAAGACUUCAACAUGAAACAGUAUUUUGAUGAGCACAUGAAAACACACACAGGAGAGAAGCCUUUCAUUUGCGAGAUUUGCGGCAAGAGCUUCACCAGCCGGCCCAACAUGAAGCGCCACCGCCGCACCCACACGGGCGAGAAGCCGUACCCCUGCGAGGUGUGCGGCCAGCGCUUCCGCUUCUCCAACAUGCUCAAAGCGCACAAGGAGAAGUGCUUCCGGGUCACCAGCCCCGUGGUCCUGCAGACCAGCGGCCAGCCUGUGCCUGUCGGCAUCUUUGCCAACACCUUCUCCACCGCCACCACCACCUCCACCUCCUCGUCGUCUUCUGGACCCGGCCCCUCCACGGCCGCCCCGCCGGCCGCCAACAAUACAGCCCCGCUGGCUCUCAGCCCACCAGGGGCGGCAAUGCCCCCUCGAGGCCCUUUGGGACACACCUUCUCCCACGUGCAGAUCCACUCGGCCUCCUCUCACCACCACCCCCAGCAGCAGCAGCACCUCUCAAACACGCCCCAACCCAACCUCCACACCCACCACCACCACCACCACCACCACUUGGCCGUACCCCCAGUCGCUCAUCUGCCCCCUCCUCCGGCUCUUUUUAAGAGCGAGCCCCUGAACCACUGCGGGCAUGAAGACGGCGCCUACCUGCACCAUAUGGCCCCCGCUGACAAGGGUCCCAGCGCCCCUCAACAUCACUGAACUACCAAGCACACCUUCCACUCAUACCACACCCCCUCCACCCCCCUAUGCCUCAGCGUCUUAGGUCCUAACAUGAACACACUCUUGGAUGGCGCCCUCACAAGUGGACAGCUUGGUCCCCAGUAGGCGACGGUUUGAACCACAAAAGUCAAUCCCUCGUUUUUACAUUUUACACAAACUGGAGUCUUCUCCAACCUUCCAGCAAGUCCAGCCCAGUUUCCACUAAGCGGUCCGGUGCAGGUCACUACGUUUUUAUUCCCAAAUAUCCUGAUUGGUCGAAACAGAAAUAUAAUACGAUGGCGUUAUACACACUGCUGUCCACUGAUUGGUCGACUUAAGAAUUCACACUUGGAGGUGUUUGCACAAGUUUAUUGACAUAAGAACGCCGUUUUAUCCCGUUGUUUGUUCAGGUGUCUUUGGAGAUGCAAAAUACUAACCCUUGUUCUCGUCUCGUUGGUGGAAAAACGUUCAUCUCCAGUAACGGCGUCAUUUUUUAUGUGUUUUUGGACACGCAAAUCGCAACUUUUUGAAAGUUUUUUUUUUUUUAAGUUGCUAUGCUAACCAAAAAUCAACAAAUGAUAAUGAGUAGAUCAGCGGUUGCGGUAAUAUCGUAUCUUUGUGAUGGUCAUGGGCCUUUUAGACAAGCGGGAAAUUAUUUUCCCUUUUUAAUUGGAAAAAUACCCAUUGGUCGCGGGGGUGCUGGAGCCUAUCCCAGCUGUCUUUGGGCGAGAGGCGGGGUACACCCUGGACUGGUCGCCAGCCAAUCACAGGGCACAUAUAGACAAACAACCAUUCACACUCACAUUCAUACCUAUGGACAAUUUGGAGUCGCUAAUUAACCUAGCAUGUUUUUUUUUGGAACGUGGGAGGAAACCGGAGUACCCGGAGAAAACCCACGCAUGCACUGGGAGAACAUGUAAACUCCACACAGAGAUGGCCGAGGGUGGAAUUGAACGCUGGUCUCCUAGCUGUGAGGUCUGUGUGCUAACCACUAGACCGCCGUGCAUGACGAAAACAAAACAUUCAUUCAUUCAUUUUCUACCGCUUUUCCUCACGAGGGUCGCGGGGGUGCUGGAGCCUAUCCCAGCUGUCUUCGGGCGAGAGGCGAGGUACACCCUGGACUGGUCGCUAGCCAAUCACAGGGCACAUAUAGACAAACAACCAUUCACACUCACAUUCAUACCUAUGGACAAUUUGGAGUCGCUAAUUAACCUAGCAUGUUUUUUUUUGGAAUGUGGGAGGAAACCGGAGUACCCGGAGAAAACCCACGCAUGCACGGGGAGAACAUGCAUACUCCACACAGAGAUAGCCGAGGGUGGAAUUGAACGCUGGUCUCCUCGCUGUGAGGUCUGCGUGCUAACCACUAGACCGCCGUGCAUGACGAAAACAAAACAUACCAUCAAAAAAUGUAAUUGAUUAUGUCGCCUCUAUUUGUUUACAAACGGGGUGCUGACAUGGCGGGCGUUGGUCGCACUAAUUACGUAUGCGGGGUGCACAUUGUGACCUAAGCUUCACUCACUCCGUCGUGGUGAACUGGACCGAAGUAGGGGUCCAUUCAGUGGGAACGUUGGUUAAUCAUCAUAGAGCCAGCUGCUAUCACGUUUUUAUUGGUGGUCCAAUCCGCUCUUCCGGCUGUCCGCUUGUGAUGAUGUCAUCCAUUGUUUGUCAUUCUAAGGGUGCGCUGAUCAGAUUCAAGCUAAACGUAUACUUUUAAUGUGUGUUUGACCAUCAGACUGGUAUUUUAGGACGUUCAUCUUCAUGGUUGGGAUGGUUCUCAGCAUUUAUGAGUGAAAGAAUUCUCUCUUAUACAGUGGAUGGUGGGUGGAUUUUUGUUUUUAUUAUUAUAAUUAUUAUUAUUAUUAUUAUGACUGGAGGUCCCUCCCAUAGCAAUACUCACCCGUGGCGCCAUGAAAUGUCCCAUGAAUGUUGACGCUGGUUGGACCAGUCGUGCAAGAACACAGUGCCAUCCGUUAUGUAGUGUGACAGAAGGGAGAAGGUUUUAUUGUUUUGUUUGUUUUUUAACUUUAAAAGGAAAAGGUUUUGUACGUGAGAAUGUGAUGUAAAAGUCAUUUAACGGUGCUUUUCAUUCCACAAUUGCUUCGCUUCAAAUUUUUAACACCCCCCGUUUAAUCCACUUGAACGUCACACAGUCUUGUCGGGCCUGGUUCUUCUACGGAGAAAAAGAAACUCAGGUUUUGCAGGACUGUGCGGUGUCGCUUUAACUAUCCAUUACUGCCACUGUGAGGGUCCGUACAUAUGAGCCCCCCCCCUUCCCAAUCAGGAAAAAUAUCCUCCACCGCUGCUGUCAGAGAUGAUACGGGUUACCAUGUUGAAGCUGAUUUAACAUUCUCACUAUCCACACCUGACCCACAGAGUUCCACCAUUUGCUGUGUUAAGACUCUGGGAGGUUAUUCCCGACCCUUUUUAGAUCUGAAUAGCCGGGUGAAUGUCGCCUACGCAGAAGGAUGUGUCGUCUUUUUUAUGUUUUAUUUUUUGUUUUUUUUUUAUCAACAAAGCCCCGCCCCCACAGUGGAUUUGUAUGGACGAGCAAGUCAAUCAAAACAAUGUAUCAGCCGAUAAGGAGAAUGUCGUCUCUGACUGUUAUUUCCCGUGCAAAACAAAAGACACCAUUAGAUGUAUUUUUUUUUUUUUAAAGCGAUUCUAUAGACCAUGUCGCCCAGAAUGCCACCCUUUUUACACAGCCAGCCCCCAACCCCCGUUUUUCUGUAUUCUCACACAUCAGCUUUGACUUUGGAGAACACUGACGGAUUUUUUUCACCGAAGUGUCGGCUACCUUUACGUUUCCACUAAACUUGUUCGACCACUAAAUUGUAGGUAACGCUACCUGUAUAGUUUCCUUAAGCGUCUUGACGAGCCACACACCUUUUGCUACCAGGCGAUUAGUCACAUUUCUUAAGCUUUCUCCACUGAUUUCGGAUCAACAUUAGCAAUAAAAGUGUAGUUCCAGCCUCACUCUCCAUGUUGCUUUAGUUGCCGUUUUUUAAUUAGCGACGCAGGAAGCUAACAAGAGAAUUAAUUGAACAGAACCGUGCCGACCAACCGUGGAGCUACAGCAGAAGGAUAAAACCCAAAUUAAUCGAUUAAUCGAAAAGACAAGCUUCAGAUUAAUUCAUAAUUUCUCCAACGAUUUCGGAUCAACAUUGGCAAUAAAAGUGUAGUUCCAGCCUCACUCUCCAUGUCGCUUUAGUUGCCGUUUUUUAAUUAGCGACGCAGGAAGCUAACAAGCGAAUUAAUUGAACAGAACCGUGCUGACCAACCAUGGAGCUACAGCAGAAGGAUAAAACCCAAACUAGUCGAUUAAUCGAAAAGACAAGCUUCAGAUUAAUUAAUUUAUUAAUUCAUUCAUUUUCUCCCGCUUUUUCCUCACAAGGGUCGCAGGGGGUGCUGGAGCCUAUCCCAGCUGUUUUCGGGCGAGAGGCGGGGUUCAUUCCGUUUUUAAUUAGCGACGCAGGAAGCUAACAAGCGAAUUAAUUGAACAGAACCGUGCCGACCAACCGUGGAGCUACAGCAGAAGGAUAAAACCCAAACUAGUCGAUUAAUCGAAAAGACAAGCUUCAGAUUAAUUAAUUUAUUCAUUCAUUCAUUUUCUACCGUUUUCACCCUGGACUGGUGGCCAGCCAAUCACAGGGCACAUAUAGACAAACAACCAUUCACACUCACAUUCAUACCUAUGGACAAUUUGGAGUCACCAAUUAACCUAGCAUGUUUUUGGAAUGUGGGAGGAAACCGGAGUACCCGGAGAAAACCCACGCAUGCACGGGGAGAACAUGCAAACUCCACACAGAGAUUGCAGAGGGUGGAAUUGAACCCUGGUCUCCUAGCUGCGAGGUCUGUGCGCUAACCACUAGACCCGCCGUGCCGCCCCAGAUUAAUUCAUAAUUAAAAAAAAUAGUUGCAGCACUACUCUAUUGCUUUUUUUGGUCUUGUGCCUUGAGAAGAUAGUUCUGAAAGGGAAAUGGUGGCUGUGUGAAAGGGGACACGUUGGUGAUAAAAAUGGUCAUGCCUUUCUGCUGGUUGCUGUAUAAAAGGCACAGUGCCAGAUAUUCAACCGGAGCUGUUGUGUGAUAGAAGCGUAUAAUUCCGUAAGGUUUGCACGCUUCAAAAUGAAUCCUGCACCUUUUUUUUUUAUCCCGAUUCUCACUGAAAACAAAAUGGCUCCUUCUGGUUACCGUUUUUACUUCGCUACAUUGAAGUAACAAAGCUAAUAGUGGUCUUUUUUUUUGUUAUUUGUUUUGAAACAUAUCCCAGAUACUUACUAUACCAAAAGCCGCCCCCCUUUUUGCCCCCAAGCCCCUUUUCAGUAUUCAGCCUGAAGUGGUUCAAAAUGGGUAGUUUAAGGCGCCUCCUGGAUUGGACCUGCAGUUAUUAAACCCGCUUGGAUGAUAGCUCGUCAUCCCACUUGCAGUAUGGCUCUUUGUCUCGUUUGAUGCCUGUUCUGGGUUGUUUUUUUUUUUUAUAAAUGUGUGUAUUCUCUGCACUUUAGCGCUGCGUGGGCGAGGCGCAGGGAAGCGAUGGCUUGUGGAACAGAUUGCAGUCCAGGCUGCGUGAGGAAUGGUUGAAUUUGAGUGGAUGUUAUUUUGUUUGUUUUUUUUUUUUAAAUAGGCAAGGAAAGGAGGAGAAUGCCAGGUUGAGGCGGGUGAUGUGGAAGGGGGACCAUAGCAAAACAUAACUUUUCUUUGAAUAUGUGCAAAAAUCCCAAAAAGAAAUGUACUUUGGGAUGGGUAGGGGAACAGUUUUCCGGUUUUCCUCCCGCUUCGCCGACCACACACUUUGCCCUUCCAUGCUUUUAUCCGCAAUACUUUUUUUUUUUUUUUUUUUAAAUCUGCAUCAUUUUUAUUGAAAUUGCCGGAUGAUGCUCCUCCUUUCUUUGCUUUCAUAGAAUGCACUUUCUACUAAAAUUCUUGGCUAUAGUUGCGAAAAAAUAACAUUGUAUAUUCUAAGAUUCUAAGAUGUUUUAAAGCAAAAAAAAAAAAAAAGAAACAGAUAAAUCAUUAUUAUACUUCCCCUUCCUCCCACUUUGUAUUUCUAACCACUUAAUGUAGCAUUAAUGUGUAUUUUAUUAUUAUUAUUAUUAUUGUAUCUGGUACAAAAUGUGCAGCUUUAUAAGGUUUGUCUCUUUUUUUUUUUGUAUGUUCUUUGGAGAUUUGAGAAGUGAAACAAAGUUGGGCCUUUUUUUUUUUUUUUUUAAAUAAUGUACAUUUAACUGACUGCUAACUUUAAGUAAAAACAAGUAGCCACGACUUUGCUUCUGUGCUUGACUUGAUCCGGAUCUUUUGGAUGCCGACGGCGGCCCCGCCGUCAGGAGGGAAUUGGGCCACGGGGGGCCUUCAACUAGGGUAACCUUCACAACAGCUCUUAUCUCAAACCCGUGGCUAUUUUCACCGGUUUUUAGGGUCGAAGGGUUUGUGGUUGUGGUUGCCAUGCUUUCUACCCGCACGUGAGGUCCAAAGUUUUUAUCUGCA